This is a messenger RNA of Peniophora sp. CBMAI 1063, 2895 nucleotides long. Lineage: Eukaryota; Fungi; Basidiomycota; Agaricomycetes; Russulales; Peniophoraceae. The record is from the annotation of a GenBank genome assembly.
AUGCUGCACGCGCUGCCUGACCCUGAGAAGGCUGAAGGUCCACGGACGGCGAACGAAUACGCCGGCGCAGGUCUCACUGCCGUCGACCCAUCUCCUGGAAUCGAGGCUGAUGCGCUGGAAAGUGAGGAUGCGUUUGGGUUAGAGGAUGCGGAGGACGACGACUCGAUGCGUUCGCGCAACGGGCACCGCAGAGGUGCCAACCUGUCGCGGUUCAACAGCACGACGGAUUCGUUGUUGUGGCACCGCACUCGCUCAGCCAUCCCGCGCUGGCUUCUUUGGCUUAAAGACGUCUUCUUUGCUGCCCACGAUCGCCACUCGGAUAUCCCGACAUACCGCUAUCUACCCUUCGUCUCUGGCGCCCUGAUCCCAUUCUCAAUCCUCUUGGAGAUCCCUGGCAUCACGGAGCGCUGGUAUGUGCGCAAGGAGAACGGCUUCGUCGUCGAGAGCAGAAACAACACAACACUCUUGAAUGUCGCCCUUGGCCUUAGUUUGGGAAGCGCGUGUAUCGCCAACGGAGCCCUCCUACUGAGGUUCUUCGAGCGUAGGGUGGCGGCAAUGACCAUCAUUUGCUUGCUCUUUCUGACUGUGCAUGAUAUCAUAAACAUCAUCGUCAUUGUGACUUUCGGUGUUGAGCACAGAUUCAACGACGGGUUCACAUACGGCGAGAGCUACUGGCUCACCGUGUGCUCUACCAUCGUUUCGCUCAUCACGAAUGGAACGCUCAUAUGGGAUCUUUGGCGCACUCCCAACUUCGCCAAGAGCGGCAGCGGACUCACUCGCAAACAACGCUCACUAGUCAUCAUCAACAUCAUCUUCCUGGCAUACACUGCACUCGGCGCUCUAGCGUUCAGAUACCUCAUCGGCCUGUCCUUCAUCGACUCGCUGUACUUCACCGUUGUCACCACCCUCACCAUUGGUUUCGGUGACAUCGACGCGACAACCGGGGCGCAACGCUCAGUUCUGUGCCUCUACUCUGCUUUCGGUAUCGUGAUACUCGGAGCUGCUGUGCGUCUGAUCGGCGAGACGGUCAUUGAGGCCUUGGAGAUCGGCUACCGGAAGCGGGUGCGCGACUACAGGAAGCAUAGGCGUGAGCGGCAACGACAUGUUCGCGAGGCAGCUCGCUGGAGGGACGCCGUCGAGGCGAGGCUCAAAGCUAAAGGUGCCGAUGUCUGGGUAGAUGCAAACGACGAAGAUCACGUCUCUGUGGAUGGUCUCCCACGCGACGUCGCACCUGCAGCACAUCCCCUGCGCCAUGGUCGCAACCCCGUUCGUCCCAAUGUCGACAGCCGCAUCCCGAAGCCAUUCCGGAAAGAGAGCGAUCAUGAGGCUCUCCCACCACACGAUCCCAAGACUGAAGAUCGACUUCGGCCCCCACCGCGCGCCGGGAUGGUGCUGAAUACGGCUGCACUUGAUAUGGCUGAGCUUGCAGCCGCAGCACGUGAGGCGUCCGUGGCAAUCGAACGUUUCGCGCCCGAGGCACUCCAACAUACGCAGUCUGCUGGUCGCAAGGCGCGGGAGCCCGGCGUUGGGGAUCCACGCGGUGCUACUUGGUGGGCAAAUACAUAUCAUUGGCUAUUGGCAGCCAAGGGCGCGCAUGCGGAGGAUGAGCAUGCCCAGAUAGGGAAGGUCUACGUUGACACAGUACGUGCGCUGGAGAUCGAUGAGCGCAGGAGCUUAUAUGUCAAACUCGCCGUCGCAUGGACGAGCUUCAUCAUAUUCUGGAUGGUCGGCUCUCUGAUCUUCUGGCAUGUCGAAGGUUGGCCAUACGGCGACGCUAUGUACUUUUGCUUCGUCACCUUCACCACUGUCGGGUACGGAGACGUAACACCCGUCACCGCUCUAGGCCGUAGCAUCUUCGUGUUUUGGGCGCUCAUGGGCGUGGGCUCGAUGACCGUACUGAUAGCAGUCGUCUCGGACGCGUUCUCCAGCAAGUACCGGUCCGUGAUGCACUCCAAGACCUUCGAUCGCGCUGUAGAGCGCUAUCGCUCUGAGCGCCCACCCAAUUCCAAAGGCGCCGUGCCGUCCCCUGAAUCCCAUCCCGGCACACCUUCAAACGACAUGCGCGAGCAUAUCCCGAAUCAGCUCAAGAAGGAUCUUGACCGUUUGGCCGCGCCGGAGGGGUUCAAGCUCACUAUGCGGCGACGCUCUGGCGCACGAGAUGACCCUCAGAGUGAAAAGCAUCCUCGUCAGUUAUCCGACCCUCACCGGUCCACGCCGCACAAAGGCUCUACUGGGCGCCAUGAGUCUAGGCAACAUGACCGUUUUCCCCGCGAUCUUUCUUCACGCGAUUCUCGUGAACGUUCGGACCCUUAUCCUUCACUUGCCUCUGCAUUGCACCCACACUCCGACGAACAGACACACUCGAAGCGAUCUCACUCUCCAACACAUAAGAGGCACGCAGAGCUUACAUCGCGCUUGCGCUCACGCUUCGAAGCAUUGCCGCCAAGCAUCCUCGAGGAGGCGCACACCUUGCGUGAACAGAUGCGCUACUUCCUCACGAGCAAUGGCCAUGCACAUGGGUUGGACGACAUGGCGCCCAACACGGACGACAAGGUCCCACGUAGUCUGCGAGACGUCUUCGAGGAGAUCUCGAAGGACGACCCCGAUGAUGGCGACGCUGACCGGUUCGGUGAACGCAUGAAGGAGGAGAUAUGGGAGGAUGAUUACACACGCAAUACUCUUUUCGUGUUAGCUUUUGAAAAAAGCAUUCGUAACCUUGUCGAUGCCGCGGAAGGCGCACUCGAGGUUCUUGCGGAACGUGACAGGCUGUUGGCGGAGAGUCAGGCGCAACGAAGUGAUAUUGCUCACAACGGCUCGCCGGAGAGGGUGGAAGACGAGCAUGAAAUUACCGCACAUUCACGGACGCGUACCGGAGAGGAAGAGAAAGAGGACUGA